Messenger RNA from Dreissena polymorpha, 1048 nucleotides. RefSeq lists its product as uncharacterized. The record is from RefSeq and is a predicted model, not a curated record. The transcript is spliced from 4 exons. NCBI's taxonomy places the organism in Eukaryota, Metazoa, Mollusca, Bivalvia, Myida, Dreissenidae. Bases 1 to 627 code for a protein of 208 amino acids.
AUGAAUAGAAAUAGGCGUGAAAACGUGAAUGUUUCUCCCCAAGAGCAUUUUCUGAACAAUGUUCAGACAAUGCUCAGUAAUAUUCUGCGAAACGUGGAUAGCGGAAUGGGCGAGGACGACAAAGUCGCAGCCAGGGCGACUAUUGAGCAAAUCCGGACGAAUUGUCACCGCAUGCUUGGCACAAUGCAGCCUAGACUACUAGAAAAUAUAAUAUCAAACCUCACAGACGUUGUACACCAGAUAAAUGAGUCUGUUAAUGCGCCACAAGAUGUUCAAGAUACAAACAAUGGCGGGUUUCGGAUAAGACUUGGUGCGCGGGGACCACCGAAUUACCAAAUAGAUCAAGGCCAAUUGCAGCUUCUACUGGAUAGGGGCUUCACAGUGAAGAGAAUCGCCGAGGAUGGUCUUCUCGGAAGCAAAAUGAACAAGAGCACUCUAUUCAGAUUCAUGAGGCGAAAUAGAAUUCUGCAGCCUAGGAUAGCAUUAAAUGUAUCUGAUGAUGUAGUGAGAGAUGUAAUGUCCAGAUAUAUAAUGGAGCACCCAAAUUCUGGUAAGUUUAGUAGGUACCUUGCACUUGAAGAUUUUAAAAGAAAAUGCAAGUUACAGCGGAUAAUUUCAAAUCAAUAACUGAUUAAUCAAAUGAACAAUUAACUAAUUUAUUAAUGUUUGGUAAAUUGAAAUAAAUAGAAAAAGAUGAGUGGCAAUGACACUCAUAAGCAUCGUCUAAAAAAGGAAGAAAAACUACAAUGGAAAAUUACUGAGCCAUUUAACGCAGUCUUUGUAAGAAAUAUAUAUGUAGCGAGUUAAAGUUUCGCAGGAUCUCUUAUUACACGAGCAGUAUUGUUUCAAUGCCAAUCAAAGUGAUCAUGGUUAGGGUCCUGUAGAACAACCCUUUUAUAUUUAUGUUCCCGAUUGCAGCCUAAUUGCUUGACACAUAUCGCUCUUCUCCAGUUUGAUAAAGUUUGACCUUGAAUAUUAUGUGAACUUUUAUUAGGCAACAUGUUUAGAAUUGUAAACUGUUAAUAGUGUCUUAUAAUUCUAAUGAAGG